UCCCCUCCCGCCCCCCAAGAUCAGCAUACGCCACAGCCUGCCACACUCCACAGUGCCACUCGUCUCGCUCGGAGCCUGCUGUUCGCACGCGCGCAGCAUGGGCUCGCCGGCGGCGCACCAGCUGAAGGAGCUCAAGCCGCUGUACCAGCACGUGGUGAACAACUUCGUGGCCGUUCUCGCGGCGCCGCUGGCCGUGGCGGCCGCCGUCAGCGCGGCGCGCGCCGGGCCGGAGGAGCUCCUCGCCAGGGUGCAGGCGCUCCGGGUGGCGUACGUGUUCCUCGCCGUGCUCGUCCCCGCCGCGGCGGCGGCGCUGUACCUGAUGCUGCGGCCCCGGCCCGUGUACCUGGUCGACUACGCCUGCUUCCGCACGCGGCCCAACUGCCGCGUCCCCUUCGCCACCUUCCUUGAGCACGCCAAGCUGGUGACCUUCGUGGAGGGCGCCUCCAUCGACGAGCGCAGCGUCCGGUUCAUGACCCGGCUGCUUGAGCGCUCGGGGCUCGGGGAGGAGACCUGCCUUCCCCCUGCGCACCACUACAUCCCCCCGUACCGGAACAUGGAGGCCUCCCGCGCCGAGGUGGAGCUCGUUAUCUUCUCGGCCAUCGACGACCUGCUCGCCAAGACGGGCAUCAGUCCGAGCGCCAUCGACAUCCUCGUCGUCAACUGCAGCCUCUUCGCGCCCAUCCCGUCCUUCACCGACAUGAUCAUCAACCGGUACGGGAUGCGCCCGGACAUCCGCAACGUGCACCUGUCCGGGAUGGGGUGCAGCGCGGGGCUCAUCUCCGUGGGGCUCGCGCGCAACUUCCUGCAGGUGGCUCCCAAAGGCGCGCACGCGCUGGUGGUGUCGACGGAGACCAUCACUCCCAACUACUACGUGGGCAAGGAGCGCGCCAUGCUGCUCCCCAACUGCCUCUUCCGGAUGGGCGGCGCCGCUGUGCUGCUGUCGACGUCGCGCGCCCGGGCGCGGUUCCGGCUGGCCCGCGUGGUGCGCACGCUGACGGGCGCCCAGGACAGCGCGUACCGGUGCGUCUUCCAGGAGGAGGACGGCGAGGGCCAUCGUGGGAUCAACCUGUCCAAGGACCUGAUGACCAUCGCGGGCGACGCGCUCAAGGCCAACAUCACCGCCAUCGGGCCGCUGGUGCUGCCGGCGUCGGAGCAGCUGCUGUUCGCGGUGUCCUUCAUCGCGCGCCGCGUGCUGAACCGCCGCGUGAAGCCGUACCUGCCCGACUUCCGCACGGCGUUCGAGCACUUCUGCAUCCACGCGGGCGGCCGGGCGGUGAUCGACGAGCUGCAGCGAAGCCUGGGGCUGUCGGACGAGGACGUGGAGGCGUCGAGGAUGGCGCUGCACCGGUUCGGGAACACGUCCAGCAGCUCGGUGUGGUACGAGCUGGCGUACACCGAGGCCAAGGGACGGAUGAGGAAGGGCGACCGUGUGUGGAUGAUUGGGUUCGGGUCGGGGUUCAAGUGCAACAGCGCGGCGUGGGAGUGCAUCGAGCCGGCGCGCACCGCCGAGGGGCCAUGGGAGGAGAGCAUCUGCCGCUACCCCGUCGACAUCCCGGAGGUGCUCAAGCACUAGCUAGCCGUUGCUGGCUGCCGACGCCGACGCCUCCUGAUCUGCAUGCAAUCUAUCUCUUUCCUCUCCCCGUAUCGAUCCUUGUGUACACGUAGGUAACUACACCGCGCGCUGUCACGUCCCGUCGUCUCGCGCAUAUGCAUGUCGUCUCCCCUCCGAAACUGGCUCGUGGUGGAUCGCGACCGGCGUGCCCGUGACGAGGGAGGAGGUCUCGGACGUGACAGUGUGUCGUGGUGGCCGUGUCCGGGCCGGACGCGUUGAAUGCCGAGCCUGACGCGGUCCUUGUGUGCUCCGCCGAGCGCGGGGUAGGUGGUUGUGCGCGGGUACGCCGGGUUAAAUCCCGGCCAUUUACACACGUAUAGUACUCGUGGUCCUUCCAGAUCACAUUAUGUACCCUUUCUUCUUUUUUCUUUUACUCCUUUUUUUCCUCAUUUGUUUGAGCCACUAAUAAUUUUACGUUGUCUCCAUUGGAAAACAAGGCAAAAAAAUGUACUGCGCAAAAAGCUGGAUCCAUAUCCAUCACAUUACUACAGCAUUGUACCUGAAUUAUUUAUGAAGUGAAGUUACUCCCGCUGCCA
This is a messenger RNA of Setaria italica (foxtail millet), 2148 nucleotides long. RefSeq names its product 3-ketoacyl-CoA synthase 6. NCBI's taxonomy places the organism in Eukaryota, Viridiplantae, Streptophyta, Magnoliopsida, Poales, Poaceae. The transcript has a single exon. Gene Ontology annotation, biological process: fatty acid biosynthetic process. Gene Ontology annotation, cellular component: membrane. Gene Ontology annotation, molecular function: acyltransferase activity, transferring groups other than amino-acyl groups. The record is from RefSeq and is a predicted model, not a curated record. The coding region runs from base 98 to 1573 and encodes 491 amino acids.